Lingula anatina is the source of this 4483-nucleotide messenger RNA. RefSeq names its product putative E3 ubiquitin-protein ligase IRF2BPL. Gene Ontology annotation, biological process: regulation of transcription by RNA polymerase II. Gene Ontology annotation, cellular component: nucleus. The record is from RefSeq and is a predicted model, not a curated record. Gene Ontology annotation, molecular function: transcription corepressor activity. NCBI's taxonomy places the organism in Eukaryota, Metazoa, Brachiopoda, Lingulata, Lingulida, Lingulidae.
GCUUGCGUAGCUAUGACGUGUCAGCACUCUGCCGCUUGAAGGAGGUUUACAUUUUACCAUAUCCGGGAUGUUGGUCGAUAUUAUUAUGAGCGUUAACUGACCUUUGAGGCAGACGCGAAUUUAUAAGUCACCGAAAGAAGCUAUUCUCUGCUCGGACCGACUUUGAUUUAUUUCGUAUCAUCCAAUAGGUUCGUACACGCGUGUGAUCAACUGCCCCUUGGACUGGUAAUGCACGUGAGUUUGUGUACAUAAACUACGCAUGCGCACAGGAGAGAUUAACCUGAACUGAGUUAAAUUUUAGUUACAGACUGCAGAGGCUCGCGUCAAAAUGGAAUAGAAUCUCUAAUAUGUGUUGAGAUACGUACACGUCUCCUUAGUUUGUCUACAUAUUCACGGCCCUACAGUUCACCAGCAAUGUCUAUGCCACACCGCACUCAGCGCCAGCACUGUUAUCUGUGUGAUUUACCACGGACACCUUGGGCAAUGCUUCACGAUUUUUCCGAGCCCGUUUGUCGCGGCUGUGUGAACUACGAGGGACCAGACAGGAUAGAAAUGGUGAUAGAGGCAGCCCGACAGAUGAAAAGAGCUCACGGGUUUGAAAGUCAACGCAAGCAGCUUCACCCUCCUUCGCAAGCGAACAUGGCAGCGAGCCGCGGCGGUCCUCCUGAAAUCCCUCACGGCGAAUUGCGGCCAGGUAUCCCUGCGGGCAUACCAGGUAUGGAGCGUUUUGAGGCCCGGUCGCGAGCUAUGCUACCUGUUGAAUACGUGCCGGCGGGACAGAGAGGGCCUCACGCAUUACCAUUACCGCACCAGAGGAACAGACCCGAGGAACGCGUGAGUCCAAUAACCAGUGGAAGAGGGGGCGGCGGUCACCCACCGGGCCCGGGGCAUCAUGCUCUACCUCCGCCACAGAGCAGAAUGGCACCCAGCUCAACUACUCUGGGACUGAUGGAAAACAUUCAAGGUAAACGCGAGGGAGACGAGAGAGAAUCUCCAGGGCAUGUGUCAAGUGGGGAUGAGGUAUCACGCAGACCUCCCACUGUUGAGGAGCUUAAUGCACGGCCACCCAUUGUGAGAGAAACCCUGUCUGUUCUGUGUAGUUGCACUCCUUUUGAAGUGAGGUUUAAAAAGGACACUUCUCUGCGUGCACGCGUCAUUUCUUUCGACGCAGGACACAAGCCAGGUAUUGAUUACGAAUUGAAAAUAUUUGUGGAAUAUCCCACUGGCUCUGGCAAUGUAUACAACAGUGCUUCUGGAGUGGCCAGGCAAAUGUAUCAGGAUUGCAUGAAAGAUAUGGGAAAAGGUCUCUCUUCAGGAUUUAAGUAUUUGGAAUAUGAAAUGAAACAUGGCACAGGAGAUUGGCACUUACUUGGAGACAUGCUGCCAGAGCCAGUGCGAUUUUUUAAAGAACCAGUAAAGCGGGACAUAUUACCUGUGCCGUACCUGGAUCCUAGUUGCCCAACAUUACCCAGUCCAAAUGGCACCACUUUGCCACGUGGGAUAAUGAAAGGAUUUCCCAGGAAUUUUUUUGAUGGACAGAUCAGGAAAAGGAAGGCAUCGCCUGAGCCAGAUUCACAGGAGGGACCAAGUAAAGUCAGUGAGGAACAACAUAAACGUCACCAGUGGAUGCAGAGCCAAGCAGAGGCUCUCAAAUUAACAAUCGCUUCAGCAGGAUACACAGCCAGCAAUUCCUGCCCCUCAAGCCUGUCGUCCACCUCUCCAGGCAGCAACCAAGGCAGCACUCCACCCGAUGUGACACCCAUCAGUCAGAGUGGGCCGUCUCCAAUGGCUGCCCUAAUGUCAGUCACCGACAACAUUCGUAAUCCGUCACCUAGAAUGUCCAGUAGCCCAAAUAACAUGAUUCUUUCACAUCAUUCUGCGCGGGAUCAGCAGCUCUUGCUGCGGGGGCGUCACAUGUUGCAGGGAGGGGACAAGGCAGUCACUUCAAACUUGCCCGAGUCAACGGUAUCAAAUGGAGAGGCAUUGAAAUGUACUUUGUGUCAGGAGCGCCUAGAAGACACUCAUUUUGUUCAGUGUCCGUCAGUCGGGGACCAUAAGUUUUGUUUUCCUUGUUCUCGGGAGAGCAUCAAGAGACAGGGUCCAGGCAGUGAGGUGUACUGCCCUAGUGGGAAGAAAUGCCCCCUGGUUGGGUCCAAUGUGCCCUGGGCUUUUAUGCAGGGGGAGAUUGCAACAAUACUUGGGGAGGAGUAUAAAGAAUUUAAGAUCAAAAAAGAGAAAGAUGCCUAAAAGAAUAGAUACAGAAUUAGAUGCUUUUAAAGAUAAUAUUGAAUUAAGAGAGAAGUUCAGAUAUUUUCAGAUUUUUUGAGAUCAAAAAAGAGAGAGAUGCCUAAAAGAAUAGAUAAAGAAUUAGACACUUUUAAAGAUAACAUUAAAUUAAGAGAGUAGUUAAAAUAUUUUCAUAUUUUUUGUGGCAUAUUUUUGGGAAAAAUAAGGUCAUAUUAGUGGCUAUUUUAAAUUGGUUAAACUUGUUCAUGUAAUAUUUUGUCACUUCAUACAUGAUAAGACAUUUGAAACUUGAAAUAUUUUAGAUAAGUAUUGUGCCUGUAAACUUACUUUAUGUUGUAAUGUGCACUUUACGGAACCAUGAAAAGGUUUUUGUAAAAUAUUACUCUAUGAAAGAGCAUUUUAAUUGAAAAAUAAUGUCUCAAAUAAUGCCAUUAGAGGUAUAAUUUGCCUUCUAUGGUAGGGUUAUGAAUUUUUUUUUCAUUUGCAUAUAGACCAGUAUUUACUUGAAUACAGAAUUAAGUUUAUUUAUUAAUUCCUUGCAUUAGACACGGGUAUUUGAUAUCUGUGGAUGAGCCUGCACUUAAAUUGCACGUUCCUGUAAUGGUAUAAUGUAGUGCUUGGAGAUUUGAAAAUGAGGGCACCAUAGUAGAGUUUACUUUAAGGCAUGAAUAAUAGUUGUGGGUAGCUAAGCUGGGUCACAAACAUGCCCAUGUAUGAAACCAUGUAAAUCUUUGUAUGGAGUGCAUGACGUUUGCACAGUACCUGCGGAAUGUACUACUUCAUAAGUCCAGGGACGAGGGGCUGAUUAGAUGGCCCUGGUACAGCAGUAUGGAGGUCCACACUGUCAGGGUCAGGUGAACUCCUGACUGAUAACAUCAUUCUGGAUGUGUGCGUGUGACUGGUAGAUAUCUAUGCUUAAUUCCCCUGCAUUAUUCCCACAUGACUCACAGCGGCUAUCUGAUUGAUGGGUACUGCUGUGUAUAAUUCUGGUAGCAUGAUAUAUUUCAGGAACAUAAGAUACGAUGAGCUGGAAGUGCAUUUGUAGUAGACUUGCGUUAGGGUUAGGAUAUAGGAGAUAUUGUCAGAAAUACUAAAAUUUUAACCACUAUUUCAUGUCCAGACCAAACUCUAGGCUUGCCAAAAGAGAGUUGGGAAAUGAUUUCACUAAAUAUCUAACAAUGUAACUAAAACAUGAGACAUUUGAGAAAAGACAAAUGGAUUGAUUUCAAAAUGGCUCCUCCAGAACGAUGUAUAUUUGAUGAAAUGCAAACUAUUACUUAACACAUGCAAACUAGCAUGUGCAAUUUCUUUAGUUCCUAAUGAUAUUGGCCAAAGAAAAUGAAAAGAAGUAUUAGAUUUCUUCAUUUUUCAUCUCGCUAUCAAAUUGAUUCAGAACUAAAUUAUUUAUUUAUUUUGCUUAAGUGGCUAGGAUACAAAAUGGUCAGACAGGGAUUUGGGUGGGCUCUGUUUGUGGUCAGUGGUCAACAUGACGUGGACAGUGACUGAAAAUGUGGACAGAACUAGACCAGGACAAUGUACUAUAUAGAUAUAUAUUUAUGUAUACAUAAAUCACAGAACAUGUACAGACCUUGAAACUAUUUUUUUUUUUUGUUGUUGUGAUGUGACAACGUGCUGGAAUGUCACAAACAAUAAAGCAUACAACCAAAGGGUUGCCCAACACUGGGCGAGUUGUAGCUCUAACAAUGCAAUGUGCUGAGAACAGGAAAGAGGGAUCGAAUUCUUUGACACAUAUUCUUUCUCUGGCCAACCCAGCCAGACUGUUGUAAGAUUGUGCAGUAAUCUAUAUUGUCCUGUAUUCAGUAACUAUAAGUGGAAAAUUUAACAGGUGUUAACUUCAGGAUGAGUUAUUUUUUACUGGUUCUUAAAAUUCCUGUUCCUCUUUUAGUGAAGUGUUAUGUGGUUUACCUGUGUAUGUCAUUUGGCUUCUUAUGUGAUUUUUUUAAUAGUUUGGUUUUUGUCAGUGCUCUUGUUUUUUAUGGCUAGUAUUGCAUAUUUAUGGGUGCAAAUAAGAAAUUAUCUAGCUUAAAGAUACUACAUUUGUAUUGAACAUAUGGAGAAAAUACAUUUUCCUAGAUAAAUAGAUAUAUGCCAACUUGUAAAACAGACUGAUCAAUUUGUCAUGUGGAGGGUUGUACAACAGCAGCCUAUGUUCUGGAACUUUUAAAACCUAUAUGGGACAAUAUUGAAAAAAGGAAUAAAUUUGUAUCAAGUAUCA